Calypte anna (Anna's hummingbird) is the source of this 2261-nucleotide messenger RNA. RefSeq names its product interferon lambda receptor 1 (gene IFNLR1). The coding region runs from base 168 to 1829 and encodes 553 amino acids. Gene Ontology annotation, molecular function: protein binding. The transcript has 7 exons. The record is from RefSeq and is a predicted model, not a curated record. NCBI's taxonomy places the organism in Eukaryota, Metazoa, Chordata, Aves, Apodiformes, Trochilidae.
CCUUGCAGGGUCCGGAGUGGCUGUGGCAGGAAGCGAGGUGUGCGCAUGGGCACAGCCGAUGAAGGGCGAGAUCUUCCGUGACCCAUCCAACUCCAGGUGUGAAAACAACAUGAGGAAAAGGUAACAAGGAGAGAAAUCCAUGAGGAGUGGGAAAGUUCUGCUUCGGCAUGCCAGGCUGGAGAGCUGGAGUCCUGAUGGCACUGUGCUUCCUGCAGCAAACCAGAGGGAAUGUUCUACUUCCCCCUCCACAAAAUGUUACACUGCUGUCAAAGGAUUUUGAGAUGCUUUUGACAUGGACUCCAGGAGGAGGUUCUCCCCCAGAUGUGACAUACACUGUGAGGUAUGAAAGCUGGGAACGCAGGGGCAAAUGGAUAAAGGUUCCUCACUGCAAAAAUAUUCACAGAACCUCCUGCAAUCUCACCUGUGUGAUUUCAAAUUAUGUUAAAGUUCGGGCUCGAGUAAAAGCUGCUUCUGGCAGAUUCUCAUCACCAUGGGUAGAAUCACAAUUCAAGGAAUACCUUUUGGAUGUGGAAUUGGCUCCCCCAGUGCUACAUGUCAACGUGAGAGAGAACUCAAUCCAUGUGAAUGCCUCCUUCCCUUUGCCCCCCUGCGUGGAGAGUUUCCACUGGACCUAUGACUUGAACUUUUGGGAAGCUGGAUCUGAAGACAAGAAGCAAUAUGAAAAUAACUUUAGAAAGGAAUCAGUGACUAUCAACACCACUGCACUUAGAGGCAACUACUGUUUAAGUGCCAGAUCUUCCCUCCAAAGUCCUGACUUUAAGUACAGCAAUUUCUCUCAACCAGUGUGUGUGCUAUUAAAUCAUGAAGUGGAAUGGAAGUUCUCAUUUUCUGCCACCACUGCUGUGUUUGUCUUCCUCACCCUGCUGACAAGUGCCUUUGCCACCUGCUUGCUGAAACAAGAUGCAAAGAGAAAGAAGGUGCCUCGUGCUUUGGAUUUAUCACAUUUAAAAGCUGCUGAAGGAGCCUUUCACUAUGAGCCCAGUGAAAAGGAAUUCUUCAGGGACUAUCUUAUCUGCACACAGAAGCCAGUGUCACAAAGGAAGACAAACAGAACUUCAGCAAGAAACAACCUACCACUGAUGGCUUCUUUUCUAUCCUCCUCCUCAUCAUCAUCAGAGGAUGAAGAAGACAGCAGGACUUUCAUCCCAUACACUGAAAUGAAGUUUCCAAAGAGACAUCCCAACUCUCAACCAGCCAGAACAGCUCAGGAGGAAACUUGCUUGGGCUCUGGAUCUGGAGGUCUCUCUCUGGAGAGUGAAUCUGUGCUUGACCUGAGUACCUCGGGUUUCUUGUUCCUUCCGAUGAGAAAGGAUGAGAUGGACACCUCAGGAUUCCAAGGAGAUGAGGAGGCAUCCCUUUCCCACAGUUCCUCUUUGGGGAGAAUCUCUCUGACUGAUGUGAGAUUCCCAAGUUCCAUGGAACAUGGUCAGCAUGAGGCAGACAUGGACGAAUGCCUGGAAGUGACCUCUCUGAUGGAGGGGAUCUGUGACAAGUUUCCAGCUGAUGGGCACUACCUGCAUAGGAAGGCACAGCCCUUCUCCAAGGAUUACCAGAAAGCAAUAAUUGAUCUGCACAGCCAGGUGGGUGAGGUGCUACAGCUCAGGAGGGAUCCCAGCACGGAACUGCUCAUUUCCUUUCAGACAGUCCAGGUGGCAGAAGAUGAAGGUAUUGCAAGUGACUGUGACAGUGGUCAUUUUACUGAAGGGACACUUCCUGCAUCCAUGGUGCUAAAGGAUGCAUUUGAAGUUUCAAAUGUAGAGGGAAAAUAUGAUCACAAGUUUAAAUUCAAAGGCUACGAGAAGACAUAAUACAUGGGAUUAAUAAUAAUAAUACAUAGCCCCAUAAUACAUGGGGCUAGAGUUCCCCAGCAGUUCUGUGCCAUGCCUGGAACGUGCUAGACAGCUCCAGGUAUCCAGGCAGGGAUACUUAAACAAGAGUAAUGACAAAUAACUGAGACUGGUGCCUAUUUUAUUUAUUCAUGUUGGCUGAGUUUUUGUAACUGCACCCCUGCUUGACUGGAAGUACCUCAGAGACACUUAAUAACCUUUGCUUUUUGGAGGAUGAAAAGAUCUCAGCCUGCAGAGGUCAACUUCUGUGUUUCAUCAGAGUGAACUGUGUAGUUUUCUUGCUUAUUUAUUUAUCUUUUGUUUUAUACAAAUGUUCCUAUUGAUGUUGAAAUUCCCCCUGCUGUGAAGAGUGUCUGAGAGCUUUAUGCAGAGGCAAUAUAUUUUUAUAUAUAA